Messenger RNA from Cornus florida, 1270 nucleotides. RefSeq names its product histone-lysine N-methyltransferase ATXR4. The transcript is spliced from 7 exons. Lineage: Eukaryota; Viridiplantae; Streptophyta; Magnoliopsida; Cornales; Cornaceae. The record is from RefSeq and is a predicted model, not a curated record. The coding region runs from base 40 to 1041 and encodes 333 amino acids. Gene Ontology annotation, molecular function: protein binding. Gene Ontology annotation, cellular component: nucleus.
UUACAGGAUCGUCUCAUGGAAUAGAAGCAUUAAACAGAAAUGUCACCGUUGGUCCAUUCUAGCCUUUGGACUUCACCAUUCAAACAUUUGCAUUCUCAAAAGAAGCUAUUACUUCUCAAAUUAUCCACCACCACCACCACCACCACCACCGAACGGUAUGAUGAAUCGAAGCCUAGUCGGCCCUUACCCCCUCCGAUCCGAGUUUCGCUCACUGAGUCAGCCGGCCGAGGCGUGUUCGCGACCCGUAGAAUCGGUACUGGAGAACUCAUCCACACUGCCAAACCCAUAGUUUCUCAUCCUUCUCUCUCUUCCAUCCACGGUACCUGUUAUUUCUGCCUCAAAAGGCUUGGAAAUAAAACAAGUUCUUUAGCCGAGGGUGUCUCAUUUUGCAGCCAAGAAUGUAGAGAACAAUAUAAGGAUUAUUAUGAAGUUGAGAAGAUGGCAGAUUGGUCAUCCUACAAUGACUACUGCCGUGCUCAAGGUUUGAAAUAUCCACUUCUUGUCAAGCGGUUAGCUUGUAUGGUUAUAUCAGGAGUAGCCUCUGCUGAUGAUCUUGACAUACUUCAGCCUGCUAUUUUAUCUCCUGAGAUGACUUUUAUGAUUGAAAAGGAGUUUUGCUUGCUUAAGAGUGUCUUCAAUAAUGCACUUAUCACAGGCGAAAAGACAGCGUUUCUAACCGAGCAAUGGUACAAUGGUGUGCUUGCAAGAAUUCGCAUUAAUGCAUUCCGUAUUGAAUUGGUUGGAGGGAUGUAUGAAGAUCUUCUUUCAGCAGCGUCAGCAUCUGUAGAAGCUGAAGCUGCUGUUGGAAAUGCUGUUUAUAUGCUUCCGUCCUUCUACAACCAUGACUGUGAUCCAAAUGUACACAUUAUUUGGAUAGAAAAUGUGGAUGCGAGAUUGAAGGCUCUCCGUGACAUUGAAGCAGGUGAAGAGCUGCGAAUUUGCUAUAUCGAUGCAAGUAUGGAUCAUGGUGCUCGGCAAACUAUCCUGUCCGAAGGGUUUGGUUUUCAAUGCCGUUGUCCUAGGUGCUUAUCUGGUGAUUAAGGUGUUCCUUAUUUUUGUUUUUGUUUUUCCCCACUGGUGGGGCAAGAGUUGGGUUGGGGGGUUGGGUUAUCCUUUAUCAAGCAAAUGCAAACUAAAGUUGACAACUAAGCUGAAUAAAGUGGUGGGAAUUUGAUAUUCAAAUUUCUGAUUGUAUUUGUGAUUGCUCAAUUUGCAUUGGCUUCAAGUUUGCCGUGACACCAAUAUGUAGUGCUGGGCUUUCUUUAUUUAA